UUACUCACUUGACAAUGAUAUAUAAUACAGCGUUGAAAGUCCUUCAAGAAAGUCCCCUUUUUUUUCACAAAAAAAAGGAAAAAUAGACAACUAGUGAUGUCCAAGAACAAAAAGUAUUGAGAGAGAUAAAACAAGAUCGAAAAUUUGUGUUGGUAGAAGAGCGCGAUAAUUAAUAAUCAUCAUCGAUCAAUAUUAGUAGCAAAUGAUGGCUGGAAACCCUACUAAUUGGUGGAGCAUGAUCAUGAACGGAAACAUGCAUCCACAAUCUCAUGAUCUUGAUCAACAUAUCUCUUCUUCUUCUAAUUCUACUUCUUCACAUUUUUAUGGAGCACCUCACAAUCCAAAUCAAGAUUUCCCUCGUUCAUUGAGCCAACUACUUAUGAGUGGAUUUUCUGGUGAUGAAGAAAAGUUUGGUAUAAGUCCUUUUCAUGAUGCCGGGAAUUCGGAAGACCAAAGUUUGAAUUCCGUCCAUCCAACAUCAUCAACUAGUAAUUUUAGGGUUCCUGUUGCUGAUGUAAAGCCAGAGUUGGCCCAAAUGUACUAUUAUCAUCAUCAUCAUGUCUUUCAAGCUUCGUCGUCACUAGAAGAAAAAAUGGAAUUAGCAACGAAUCAUUUUACGAGACCUCUAAUUGCUUCUAAUUGGUCUCAACAAGAUUUACCAUCACCAGCUAGCUCUUGUAUUACCACGGGUUUAAGCCAUAACCUUUUGAAUUUCUCUAAUAACAAAGGGGAACACAAGCAUCAAAGUCAUCCAGAUCAUAAUUCGUCAGAGUGUAACAGCACAAGCAGUGGUGGGAUAAGUAAGAAGGCUAGGGUUCAACACUCUUCAGCUCAACCAUCUCUAAAGGUAAGGAAGGAGAAGCUAGGAGAUAGAAUAACAUCACUCCACCAACUUGUUUCUCCAUUUGGAAAGACUGAUACAGCCUCCGUCCUAUCAGAAGCUAUUGGCUACAUCAGAUUCCUUCAGGCUCAAAUUCAGGCAUUAAGCUCACCAUAUUUGGGCAAUGCAUCAGGAAGCAUGGGUCACAUUCCCCAACAAUCACUAAAUUUUUUGGAUGGUAAUUUUCUGAAAAGGAGGCCAGCAUAUAAGCAGGUUUCUCAGCACAAAGCGAUGGAUUUAAGGAGUAGAGGGUUAUGCUUGGUUCCUAUUUCUUGCAUGGCAAAUAUAGGAAGCGAUACUGGUGCCGAUUACUGGGCUCCAGCUCUCGGCGGAGGAUUUUGAUGUUAUAUACUCUGACAGUGUAAAAAUGUUGAGACGAUGUACAAGGAACUGAUGAUAAGAAGGAUCGGACCCUCUGCAGUGUCCUCAUGGAAUGAAUGAUAUAACAUCACAAGCAGUCAUUCUCAGUAUGAAAGUCAGAGCUGACUGUUUGUGAUGCUAUUUUGCAUUUGUAAUCGGGUCAAGGAUAAAGUCUUGGUAUUGUCCAAUGUACAAUAUGGGCCUAUUUUCUUGAAUAAUCAUACAACACUACAAUCUAGUUCAUAAGUGUUGUGUAUAUGUAACUUGGAAAUCCAUAGGUACAAUCUACAUAUCGUUUCAAGAAUUUUAUCUUUCUAGC
Solanum dulcamara is the source of this 1559-nucleotide messenger RNA. RefSeq names its product transcription factor bHLH68-like. Gene Ontology annotation, cellular component: nucleus. NCBI's taxonomy places the organism in Eukaryota, Viridiplantae, Streptophyta, Magnoliopsida, Solanales, Solanaceae. Gene Ontology annotation, biological process: regulation of transcription by RNA polymerase II. The transcript has 8 exons. Gene Ontology annotation, molecular function: DNA-binding transcription factor activity, RNA polymerase II-specific; protein dimerization activity; RNA polymerase II cis-regulatory region sequence-specific DNA binding. Bases 203 to 1222 code for a protein of 339 amino acids. The record is from RefSeq and is a predicted model, not a curated record.